Molecule: messenger RNA, 462 nt
Organism: Thlaspi arvense
Lineage: Eukaryota; Viridiplantae; Streptophyta; Magnoliopsida; Brassicales; Brassicaceae
Source: the annotation of a GenBank genome assembly
UUCUUCUUUUUCGACAAAGACGAAAACCAAAUUGUCUGUGAGAAAUUAAAUCCGUUUCAAGAAAUCAUCUUUCUCUUCCACAUCUCCCGCUCCAAAAAAGAUGACCAAUGUUUUUUUAAAAGAAAUGGAUAUCAAAAGAUGACCAAUUCUGCGUCCUCUAUUACGGUCGUGAUGGUGAACUCAUCAAGACAUGACCCGAGGAUCAAUCCAAAGUCAGAGAUAUGGCCGAGAGUCAACGACGAGAAGAAGAGAUCUCUUGAGAAAGACAAUAAAUUCUCUGAGAAAUUCUUAGCAAUGGAGUACUCGUUGGAGGGUCGUUUAGGGUUAUUCCGAGACAAGCUUCGUGUUCUUCAGACCGAGCCAAAUCAGAGUCUUGCGGUUUUAUUCGAUUGUGGUGCAUCAAGGACCGAACAAAUUCAGAACUUUACGAAAUCUUUUGCCGUGGAAUCAGACACCAACUUU